This is a messenger RNA of Camelina sativa (false flax), 813 nucleotides long. The record is from RefSeq and is a predicted model, not a curated record. NCBI's taxonomy places the organism in Eukaryota, Viridiplantae, Streptophyta, Magnoliopsida, Brassicales, Brassicaceae.
AGAAGCCAUUUCCGUCUCCUUCUCCGUUGCCUUCUCUUCUCUUCUCUUCUCUUCUCUUCUCUCUCUCUCUCUCUCUCUUCUCUACAAAAGUUCAUCAAUGGCUCUUCCUCACCAUUUAGAUCCACACCUUCAAGAUUCCAAGAAUUUCAGGGAAUUUUGCGGAAUCGACGGCCAGAUUUCGCCGGAAUUAGGGUUUGACAGCUCUGCAAACCUCCAUAAUCAAUCUCAGCAUCCUCCAUAUAUUCCUCCAUUUCAUGUUGCUGAUUUUGCACCUGGACCGGUAGUGCAAAUUGAUGGUUCUGAUGGUGGUGGUGGUGGUGGUAAUGGAGCUGACUUUGAGUGGAACUAUGGUCUUGGUCUUGAGCCAAGACGUGAGAGGGUAAUUAAGGAACAAGAUUUUUUGGAGAACAAUUCUCAGAUAUCUUCUAUUGAUUUUUGGCAAGCUCGGUCUGUAUCAACCGGAUUGGGUCUUUCCCUAGACAAUGCUCGUGUUGCUGAUGUGCAGGUUUUGUGGUGUAAGAGACGUGUGUAUGUUGUUGCUGCCAUGUAAGCAUAUGUGUCUGUGUAAGGAGUGUGAGAGGAAGCUUAGCUCUUGUCCGUUGUGUCAGUCCUCCAAGUUUCUAGGUCUGGAAGUAUACAUGUGAUUUGUGAUUUUACCGAACUAAUGUCUAAUUAGUUAAUGAACGAACUCUAUUUGUAAUUUUCGUGUCUUUUUUUUUUGUUUUUUUUUUGGUUUGUUAAUAUCAUCGGAUUGACAUAUUUAAUCAUACUAGACCGGAUUGGUUGAAUCUAUGUUGAUCCAGUCAUUGUGUA